UUUUUUUUCAAAAAGAGAAGUAUUUCGAUGUCUUUCUAUACAAAAAUAUAAUUCAUUCUCACAUAAGGGAUACGUAUUUUCUUUACACAUGAAAAUUGGGGAGGCACACUAUGUAAAUGACCCUUGAGAGCACUGGCUAGAUAAUCUGGCCGGAGUUUCCCUAAUCCCACUUCACUGCACUUCACGCGAGUGGCAAUGCUAAGUAGUCAGCUAUUAAAGCAAUGUAAAAAACACUAUCAUUAUCAAUGAACGAAAACGUUUUAUUCACAACCCUAAGCUAAUUUAGUCUUCCAUAUAAUUUAUAAAUGCACUGUACUAAUUGUUACAUAAUUUUCCUAAUAAACCAGUACAGUGUGGUUAACCAAUUAGUAAACCUAUCACCGACAUGUCAGAACACGUUGAACUACAACAUUUAGUUGAUGGGGACGUCGAUAGUAAUGUGACAAUAAGACAGAAACGAUUUUCAGUGUUAAUGUGCAAAUCGUGCCCUUAUCUUGGCUUACUAUUGGCAACGUUAUCAUCAUUGUUUUUUUCAUUAUGUAGUGUCAUUGUGAAGGGUUUGGUGGAAGUAAAUCCAAUGGAAUUGGCAGCAUUUCGAUUUGUGGGUGUAUUGUUACCAGCAAUACCAAUUGUGAUAUAUAAAGGAGAACAUCCUUUUCCAAAGGGACGUAGACUAAUGCUAAUAUUAAGAAGUUUUGUAGGGACCACAGGCCUUAUGCUAAGUUUUUAUGCAUUCAGGCAUAUGCCACUAGCUGAUGCAUCUGUUGUAGUUUUUUCUGUUCCUGUAUUUGUAGCUAUAUUUGCAAGAAUCUUCUUAAAGGAGCCUUGCGGGAUAUUCAAUGUUAUUACAGUUUGUUUAACAUUGAUUGGUGUGAUUCUGAUAACGCGUCCACCACUUAUUUUUGGACAUACUAUAGAGUCUCUUUCCGAUGGACAUAUAAAAACAGAACAUGGAGAUUUAUGGGGUGCUGUAGCAGCUUUCUCUGCAACUUUAUUCGGUGCCAAUGUAUAUGUUUUAUUAAGAGCUUUGAAAGGCCUCCAUUUUUCAGUAAUAAUGACAAAUUUUGGAUCGUUUGCCUUAUUUCAGACAAUAAUUAUAUCUUGGGCUAUAGGUGCACUUUGCUUACCUCGCUGUGGAACUGACAGACUUUUAGUUGUAGCACUUGCUCUUUUUAGUUUUGGGGGUCAAAUAUUAUUAACGUUAGCUUUACAGAUGGAACAAGCAGGACCAGUUGCAAUAGCAAGGUCAGCAGACAUAGUCUUUGCCUUUUUCUGGCAAGUUAUAUUUUUUAAUGAAAUACCAAAUCGUUAUUCAGUUGGAGGAGCAAUUUUAGUCACAAGUUCAGUUUUAUUAACAGGACUAAGAAAGUGGGCUCUUUCAUUACCAGAAACAUCUAGUGUUAAAAAAUCUUUAGGUAUUUUGGUGAUGUAAAUUAUAUUUCACAAAGAAUAGACAAUUUAAAAAAUUGAUCAUACUCUAUCAUAACAUUAAAAUUGUGUUACUAUAAUUGAAUUCAUUGUAAACAAAUGAUUUACAUGAAGGUAGUCAUUUUGGCCUAUAGUAAUAAUUUCAUUCGUGAAAAAUAAACUUCCCUUAAUAUUUAAUAUAUUAAGUAAUAAUACUUCUAUCAUAGUUACAAAUGAACUUAAAUUACUUAAAUUAUUUGAAUUGCUUUAAAAUUACGAUACUAAACGCAUUAAUAUAAACAUAUUGCAGAUUCAUAUAAUGAAUAUUACUACUAAUUGUAGGACAAUAUAAAAAAAGAACAAAAUAGAUGUAUUUUUAGCUGCUCUUCAUUUCCUUCUUGGUUUAGUCAUUCUAAUUUAAUAUGUAUGAAACUAUUAUGAAGUAUAAAAUUAAAUGAUGUAAAAUAUCACUGGUUAUGUACAACUAACACUUAGCAGAAACAAAGUAAAUUUAAAUCUCUAUUACAAAAAUAAAUUUCACAUAAUAAUAAUAUCACUACAGAAAUAUUUAUUAAAUAAUAAAUCCAUUACUAUAUUAUUGCAAUAAAAUAGGGGAUUUAUACUUUUUAGUGUAAGGUACUCAAAUUCAUGAAAGGUACUUAUUCAUAAGAUUUCUGAACAAAUGUACAGUUACUUUUGUUAGAAUAGCUAUACCCUUGAAAUGUUCUGUUUUAUAUAAAUAUGUUUGAAAACAUAUUGUUUCUUUACAAAUUGUUAUAUUUAUACUGUUCCAAUGGUUUACUUAUUGUUACUAUAAAGUCUAGUCUAAAAAGUCUAGUCUCUGUAUUACAGAUACAGAGUUUUUAUUUAACUCCAUAUGUAAUUAUUUACAAAAUGUACAAAAUAACGAAACAUUAUUUAAUUUUCUUAUUAAUGUACAUAUUAAUAUCAUAAUUUAAUUAAAAUAAGAUGCUAAAAAUUGCACAAAUAUCAACGAAUUUUGUAAAUUUAUUAGCGUGUCCAUCUUAAAUUUUCAAUUACAAUAAUCGUCUAUGUUUUCGUUCUUAUAUAAAAUAUUAUGGACUGACAAGUGUUUCAUUAUUUUAUGCGAACUGUUUGUGAGCUUUAAAUAAAAUGUACUGAAGCAGUGUUACUUAAACUUAGAACAUUAUGAGAAAGUUUUUUCAACAACGAACAAAUAGUAUAAUGAUCAAGUAAAUUUUGAUUUAUAAGUGUACAUAUAAAUAUAGAUCAGACUUCACUUUAUGAGUUACUACUGUCUGUGGCGAAUAAUACAUACAUUGAAUUUUUUAUUAGAAUUACGUUAAUUCUUUUCAUCAUCAGAAUAAUGUAAUAGUAAGUGGUUUAAGAAACACUACCUCAACUUAAUAUAAAUUGUUUCUAAAAACAUUAACAGUAAAAUCAGUUAUGUACUUAUAGAUGCGAUUUUAAUGUGUGUACUUGUAAAACGUAUGUGUGUGUACUCUAAAAACAGGUCGUAAUUUGUUGGUAACCUUUGGUUGCAAUCAGUUGUUUGCAUGAAAUUAGUAUUGAUCGUUAACAGACAACAAAUCGAAAUGUAUUUUUUACACAAUAUUGCAUCAUGGAAACUGCCAUAUAAAAGAUGUAAAGUUACCAUGUAGCAAGAUGGACGUAACAUUAUAGUAAUAAUAGGAAAAUCUACAUGUCUUCUACCAAUUAUGAUUUUCAUUAAAUUAAAAAAUUAUAAUUAAAACAAUUAUAAUUACGCUCGCCUAAGAAAAACCUAAGAUUGUAAAAGUUUAUUCAAAUAACGAUUAUUGUAUUUAUUAAAAUGCACGUUUUCAUUACGAUAAUAGAAAAUAGUUAAUUCUAUCCCUAUAAAAAUCAAUUCUUUACAAGUAAUCUAAAAUCUUUUGUGUCGCGUAAUGCUUCUUUUUUCUUUUACAAAUGCAUCAUUGAAUUUUAUGACGUCACUUAAAAGCUAAUUACGAAACGUUUAAGAAUUACAUAACGAUCUGCCACACAGGUAUAUGAAUAUGUUAUACAUACAGCACACACACAUAUUUCGUUUAGCGGGAAGAUCUUUGUAAAUAAAACCACGUGAUUUACAACAGGACCGAAAUGACGAGGUGCUAUGCUACAGAUUAAAUAGAAGUUUUAUAAGUAGCUAUUUAUGUACGAUAAUAACAAUUCUGCAGUGAAAGAGUUUAUGAAACAAUGCACGAAGUUGUCAAAUUUUUUCAGGGAUAGUAAAUAAAGUAAUAUUAUAAAAAAA
This is a messenger RNA of Hylaeus volcanicus, 3664 nucleotides long. Its product is annotated as solute carrier family 35 member G1. Bases 386 to 1432 code for a protein of 348 amino acids. NCBI's taxonomy places the organism in Eukaryota, Metazoa, Arthropoda, Insecta, Hymenoptera, Colletidae. The record is from RefSeq and is a predicted model, not a curated record. Gene Ontology annotation, cellular component: membrane. The transcript has 2 exons.